CAGCCUUCACUCUGAGAGGAGGAGUAGGAUGGUAUAUGAUUGGCCAGGUGGGGGCUGGUAGUCCGGAGGCUGGCAUUGUGCUCCGCGUUGAUCCCCGUGUUCUUGUUUACACCUUGCGGACGGGGACGAGACAAGACACCCGGGGGCCCGGAACAGACUCGAGAGUCCAGCCUGCAAUGUACGCAGCAAUCUGACAGCAUCGACCUGUGGUACUUUUUGGUGUGGUCGCAAACCAAGUUUGUCUUUGGAUCGGACGCUCCUGACUACUUUAAUCUCUCCAUUCAGAGCAGAAAUGCGUCAAACUUUUCAGUGACUUCUGCGCUUACGGCUCCCAGUCAAGCAGCGUACAAGUGAGGCUGGGAAUGAAAUCUACCAGGAAUAGUCUCGACAAAUUGUUUCUUUAUAUCCAUAGACUGUGAUAUAUGCGGACCUCUUCAAACUUUGAUUAGGGGCGGAAAUUAACACCCUUUCAGUGUUUCCUGGACAUUCACAAGCUUCUUGGUGAUGGAUGUGUUCUGAGCGUUGCAGUCUGUUUGCGUCAACAGCCAAGAGUGAACUAUUUACAAAAACAACGACAUCCAACAUCAUUUACUGGGGUCGUUGGUAUUUCACUCUUUUCUGAGAAAUUUACAGGGUUAAAGACGUUGUUGGACAAGAGCCACCCGGUGUGCCAAAAAACACCGCAGGUCACGCUGUGUGGACGUUUCGCAACGGCGUAGCCGGAAAAGAUGCUCUCUGUUCGGAUGCAGCGUGACCAAGGUCUCGCUCCUCUGGUUCUUCUCUUCCUGGUCGGGGGAUAUGUCGUGUCUGGCACUGAGAGCAGCGACUACAGCGAGGCCGAGGUUCUCCCUGACUCCUUCCCGUCAGCACCGGCAGAACCUCUCCCAGACUUCCUGCUGGAACCGGAGGAUGCUUUCAUCGUAAAGAACAGGCCGGUCCAGCUACGGUGCCGGGCAUCACCGGCCACCCAGAUCUACUUUAAAUGUAACGGAGAAUGGGUCAAUCAAAACGAUCAUGUCACCAGAGAGAGCCUGGACCAGAUCACAGGGCUGGUGGUGCGGGAGGUGGACAUCUCGGUGUCAAGGACCCAGGUGGAGGAGCUGUUUGGGUUGGAGGACUACUGGUGCCAGUGUGUGGCCUGGAGCUCGGCGGGCACCACCAAGAGCAACCGUGCCUAUGUUCGCAUUGCAUACCUGAGGAAGAACUUUGAGCAGGAGCCACUGGGGCGGGAGGUGCGCCUUGAGCAGGAGGUGCUGCUGCAGUGUCGCCCCCCGGAGGGCAUGCCCGCUGCUGAGGUGGACUGGCUGAAGAAUGAGGAUGUCAUAGAUCCAUCGCAGGACUCGAACUUCCUGAUCACCAUUGAUCAUGAUCUGAUCAUCAAACAGGCCAGACUCUCAGACACCGCUAACUACACCUGUGUAGCUCGUAAUGUGGUGGCCAAAAGACGCAGCAGCACAGCUACUCUCAUUGUUUAUGUGAGCGGAGGUUGGUCUUCUUGGACCGAAUGGUCAGAGUGCAAUGCUCAGUGCGGACGGGGCUGGCAGCGCCGAACACGCAGCUGCACCAAUCCUGCCCCUCUGAAUGGAGGAGCCUUCUGUGAGGGCCCACCCUUCCAGAGAGUGACCUGCACCACAUUGUGCCCAGUGGAUGGAGGCUGGACAGAGUGGGCAAAGUGGUCCGCGUGUGGGACAGAGUGCACACACUGGCGCAGUCGCGAGUGUCAAGCCCCCCCACCCAGGAACGGAGGAAAGCACUGCAGCGGCAGCAUGAUGGAGAGCAAAAACUGCACUGAGGGGCUGUGUGCGCGCAAUACAAAGAUUUCUAUUGAACAUGCAAGCCAUCCUUUGGCCCCAGGUAUGGGUGUAGCGGUCUACGCUGGUCUGGUGGGGGCCCUGCUGCUGUGUGUGAUACUGGUGCUGUGCGUGGGAGUGCUUGCAUAUCGCCGCAGAUGCCGCCAUCUCCACGGAGACAUCACGGAUUCAUCGUCUGCUCUCACAGCCGCCUUCCACCCUGGCAACUACAAGCCUCCCAGACAGGAUAACCCUCACCCUCUGCAUCCCUCAGCUCCUCCCGAUCUGACUGCAACAGCGGGGGCUUUCCGCGGGCCGCUCUUCUCCCUGCAGCAGGGGGUCAACGACAGCCCCCACAAAAUCCCCAUGACCACCUCUCCCCUGCUGGACCCCUUGCCCGGUCUCAAAAUCAAGGUGUAUAACGCCUCCACUCUUUCCUCCCUGGAGCUCCCUGCGGACAUGUGCUCACAUGACGGGGAAAUACUCAGCCUGAAGUCGGUAGGUACUGUGGGCAGAGAGCGGGAGUACCACAGCCACACCCUGUCCAGAGAGCCUGGGCUGAGCACCAGCGCCACUCUGGGUAAUCUGGGAGGACGCCUUACCAUCCCCAAUACAGGAGUGAAUCUGCUGGUCCCCCCAGGCACAAUUCCCCAGGGGAAGUUCUAUGAGAUGUACCUCAUUAUCAACAAGUGGGACAAAACAACGCUACCCUCUGAGGGCAGUCAAACUGUACUAAGCCCUGUGGUGAGCUGUGGCCCAUCUGGUAUGCUGCUGAAUCGCCCUGUGGUUCUUACUUUGCCCCACUGUGCCCAGCUAGACACACCUACACCUGACUGGACCCUCACACUCAAGACACAGACUCACCAGGGGGCAUGGGAGGAGGUUCUGACAGUAGGAGAGGAGACUUUGUCGUCUCCGUGCUACCUUCAGCUGGAGGAGGAGUGUUGUCAUGUUCUCAUGGAGCAACUGGGAACGUACGGCCUUGUGGGCCAGUCCUGCCCUCCACAGCCUGCCUGCAAACGCCUGCAGCUGGCUCUAUUCGCCCCUCGAGCGCCCUGCCUCUCCCUGGACUACAGCCUUCGUAUCUACUGCAUCCACGACACCCCACAUGCACUCAAGGAGGUGCUGGAUUUGGAGAGGAGUCUAGGCGGAGUUUUGCUGGAGGAUCCCAAGCCGCUGCUUUUCAAAGACAGCUACCACAACCUGCGCCUGUCCAUCCACGACAUUCCCCAUUCUCACUGGAGAAGCAAACUGCUGGCAAAAUAUCAGGAGAUCCCGUUCUAUCACAUUUGGAGCGGCAGUCAGAGACCGUUACACUGCACCUUCAGCCUGGAAAGAGGGAGUCUGGCUGUGUCACAGCUCACCUGUAAGAUCUGUGUCCGACAGGUGGAAGGGGAGGGGCAGAUAUUCCAGCUGCACACAGAUAUUCAGGAGACUCUACCACCACACUCGCCCCUCCCCUCAGGAGGCACAUGCCUGCCUUCCUCUCAAGUGGGACCCUAUGCCUUUCGCUUGCCUGACUCCAUCCGCCAGAAGAUCUGUGCCAGUUUAGAUGCGCCCAGUGCUCGAGGAUGUGACUGGAGACUACUGGCACGCAGUCUGGGCUUUGACAGGUAUUUGAACUACUUUGCAACAAAGCCCAGCCCCACAGGUGUUCUGCUGGACUUAUGGGAAGCUUGUCACCAAGCUGACGCAGACCUGGUCUCUCUGGCGACCGCGCUGGAAGAGAUGGGCAAGAGUGAGGUGCUAGUUGUCAUGACAACAGAUGGGGAUUGUUGAUUGGUCAAGGAACGAGAGAGCAAGCAAGACUUUUUUUUUUUUCACCACCGUGAUGAAAAGAAUACCUGCCUAUGAAUAUGCACACCCCAGCACAAAUCAUGACCCCCAGAGCUUUUUUGGUUCUUUCAUAUGUACUGCAUUACUUCUUCCUUUUCAUGCCCCCCUGAUCAGCUACUGUAGCUACAUAUGCACCAUAACCCAUUCUCAUACAGGCCAUUCUAUGACAAUUGCUAAUCUGAAUCAGUUUGAAUAUUCCAAAGCAAUGUUGCAUCUGCAAGGUAUGAAACCAAUUUGAGGGUACGAAGGUGUAAAAUGGGCAUAAAGUCAUCUGUCAAAUGUGGUGUUGACUGUCUUCUUCAAAGAUUGAAAAUGACACAAUUCUUGUAUAUAAAUAACAAAGCUUUGGAACAAAUAAAUAAAUCCAUGUAUUCCAGACACUAAAGCACGAACAGUAACACAAACACACAAGUGCUAACACAGGAUUAUCCAUGUUUCAGUAGCAGCAUGAAAGUGCAUGAUUUAACACCAUUUCACCUCAUGUCAGGGGCUUUUGUUUUCUCCAUUCUCAUUCUGUGUGCAGUGAAAGACGCAUGGACAAACUGUUCAUUAACCGGUUCUGAAUCACAGAGGCUAGGAUUUCUUGUCCAACUGCUUUGACUGUCAACAAAUCAAAUGAGAACCGAACCCUCAAGGUUUGAGGGCUUGAGCAUAUCGCCUUGGCCUCAAAAUAAAAGCUGCCUCUUCUUUAUAGGAGGAGGGUGAAGUUUAUUUAAGAACUAGCGGAUGGCUAGACCAACUGACUCUUUAUAUUGUACCAACAAAUGCCUCAAAGCCUCGGCAUAUCAUUCCGACUCACAGGGGUGUUUCUCUUUCAUCUCUCCUCGCGUUCCUCCAUCGGUCUGCCACACUCCUCUGCUCUCUUGAGAAUAAGCUGCAGGAGAGCUGUCUGGUCAUCCCUUAAAAGUUUCCUUUGGGGAACGCUUUUUAAGUUAUUAUCCAUAUUUGUGGAUUGUUUUUUCUUUGUCAUUGCUGUUACGAUCAUAUAGAACCUGUUCUAUCAUCUGUGCUUGUUUAGGCUACUGAGCUGCUGUGUAUUAUUUUUGAUUCUAGUAGAGCAGGCCAAAUGGGAGAGUUACGUAGGUGCACAGUGGAGGUCUCAGUUGUGAAUAACAAAACCACGUUUCUUUGUUAUUUUUUAAUACUGUGUAUCUAUUCAAAAUGUAAAAUAUAAUCUGUAAAACAUGAUUAGAAGUGUUCAAAUGUCCAGGCGAAUAUACUGUAGGCAUAUUGUUUUGCUGUAACUGAGGGCGGUUUCCACUUUUCAGAGAUGGAUAUUACAGAAUAGAUUAGCCUUGCCUUGAAUCAACUAGGCAGCAAGGGGCCAUAAAAUUUACCUCAACACUAACUGCAUAAUGCUUCAAUCUGUUCUGUCUGCAACUUAUCAUGUGUCCGUCCGUCCACCCAUCGCCCUGUAACUAAUUAUGUCUCCCUUCUAACAUAUUGUUAAACUUUUUGCUAAGCCGCCUGCUUUGUGGUCAGGGUCCCCAUGCAAUUUGCAUUAUCAAUAUUUUUUCUGUCAAUUAUUGUUAGACAGGAAUUGAAAUGCUGUCAUCUCUAAUUUUUUUCAGUUCUGUGUGUCUUUUUCUCCCACAAAGCAAAAAAAGUGUUCAUAUGUUUGAAACCACAAAAACCAAAACACAGGCAGUAUCCCUCCUCUUCAGCAGUGAGUCAUGUCGCUGUUUUGUGUGAAUGAACUGAAAACACAAGUGCGUGUGUGUGUGUUUGUGUGUGUGUGUGUGUGUGUGUGUGUGUGAGAGAGAGAGAGAGAGAGAGAGAGAGUGGGCAGGUGGGUGUGCACACACUUAAGAUCUGUCAUUUCUCCUUGUAAGUGCUAUGCAAGUGCAAAAGAAAAGCAAAGCAUUUUGACUUCUUUUGUUUCCUGGAAGAGUAAUUCUAUUUUUUCAGAUCAGGACAUUGACAGGGUUUUGAUUUUGUAUCCUAAAGUGGUUUAAGAAUGGUUUAACACUUUUGUUAAUGGGAGUGUGUGUGGGAACUCUCCAUGUGUAUUUGAAGAUUUGGAUCACUGACCGAGGAAGCUAGUACUGAAAAAGCACAUGUGGGAGAACAAAAUAAAGAAUGGUGCAAUGGCUACACAACAAGUUGUGACUAACAUCAUGAACUCGUGCCCACCCCCUGAGGAAAUAUCGUCACGACCAAUUCAGUUCUUUGGAUCCCUGAACACUGCAGGGCUAUUUUCUUUCCUCAAAUCCUGUUACAGAGACUGGCUUGCUGUAUACUACAGUGUGUAUUCGUCCACAUUUCUUGAGUAUCUGUUGGAUUAUGUAUGCUGAAGCUGUACUGGAUUCCUCCUUGCUCCCGUCAAAGAGAAGAAUUUAGCCUUUGUUCAAGAAGUCCGACAUUUUUACAAAAAUAACUAAGUGGAAUCAGUGACAUUAUUUUAUCUCUGUAAAGUACCAAUUGUAAAUAAACGUCUAGCCUUCUUACCUGUAACUAAAUAUAAUUUUUAUGCAAUAAAUUAUAUUUCUUAGUUUACCAAUA
Messenger RNA from Micropterus salmoides (largemouth bass), 6128 nucleotides. RefSeq names its product unc-5 netrin receptor B (gene unc5b). Gene Ontology annotation, biological process: netrin-activated signaling pathway; anterior/posterior axon guidance. The record is from RefSeq and is a predicted model, not a curated record. Gene Ontology annotation, molecular function: netrin receptor activity; protein binding. Lineage: Eukaryota; Metazoa; Chordata; Actinopteri; Centrarchiformes; Centrarchidae. The transcript is spliced from 17 exons. Bases 729 to 3569 code for a protein of 946 amino acids. Gene Ontology annotation, cellular component: membrane.